AUAGAAUAGUAAAACACAGCUCUAAAAAUCUGAAAUUAAACUGUCUAACCCUUUCUCUCUCUACUCUCUCCACUAACCCACCAACUCCAGGAGCAGACCUCCCUUUGCACCGCUCACGACAGAAGCAUACCACCGCAUAUGGCAGACCAACCCUAAGCGAACACUUAAGAUCGAGCACACAAUCUUAAUCUUCAUCUUCUAAAGGUUUGAAGAAUCAUAGGGGCUUCUAGUGUUUUAAUUAUCUUCUCUGCUAAAUGAUAGAGGCUGCAAAAUACUUUUACUUCAAACCCAUAUUUUAACUGGAGAAUUAUCUUGAUAGAUGUUAUUCAAUAUGCACCUAGAGGAGGCAAUUUCGCAUUGGUUAGAAAACUUCCCUGCAUGUUUGUAGCUUGUUGGGUUUCAGGAAGUCAACGGGUUUUGCUAUACUUUUAAGCCCUUUUCUUUGUCUGAGCUGGUUGAGAAAGUUUUUGGUUUGCAGUUGGUGGGGAAGGAGAAAUCUUGGAUAAGUAUUUGUUGGUAAUAAGCCACUCUGAAUGAAUAUGAGGAAGUAUGUGAAUUCCCAUUCGGGAAGGGCGUUUGGUGAUAGGGUAUGGAUCACUCCAUUCUUUGCUAGCUUGCUCAUAUUCAUUACAUUGUUUUUGACAGCCAUAUUUGGGCUGUUUGCCUCUUCCAAUGGCAGAGAGCAAAUCCCUGUUGAUGUUAUUUUAUCCUCAAAAUUAGAGUCAGAUGACUCAAGUGGGUACUUUGUUAAUUCUGAAUUGAAAAGAUCACCAGAAAUAAAUGGAAAUUCCAAACCAAGGUUGCCUAGAUUCGCGUAUCUCAUUUCAGGUACAAAAGGUGAUAGUCAUAGAAUGAUGAGAACCUUGCAGGCAGUAUAUCAUCCAAGAAAUCAAUAUGUAAUGCAUUUGGAUCUUGAAGCACUGCCCCGUGAAAGGUUGGAAUUGGCAGCUUCAGUGAAGGCUGAUCCCACAUUCCAUGAAGUGGAUAAUGUGCGAGUCAUGGCUCAGUCCAAUUUGGUAACUUACAAAGGUCCUACAAUGAUUGCUUGUACAUUGCAAGCGAUUUCAAUUUUAUUGAAGGAGAGCUCAGAGUGGGACUGGUUUAUAAACCUCAGUGCAUCAGAUUAUCCUCUGGUGACGCAAGAUGAUUUUCUUCAUGUCUUUUCUAACUUAUCAAGAAAUCUCAACUUCAUUGAACACAUGCAGAUUGUUGGGUGGAAACUGAAUCAAAGAGCCAAACCAAUCAUUGUUGAUCCUGGUCUGUACUUAUCAAAAAAGUCUGACAUUGCAUGGACUACUCAACGUCGGUCACUUCCCACAUCAUUCAAGUUAUUUACAGGUUCAGCUUGGGUAAUGCUAACCCGACAGUUUCUAGAAUACUGCAUAUGGGGAUGGGAUAACCUGCCACGGACUAUCCUCAUGUACUAUGCAAACUUCAUAUCUUCACCGGAAGGCUAUUUUCACACUGUCAUCUGCAACACUGAUGGAUUUCAGAACACUGCAAUAAGCCAUGAUCUUCACUACAUUGCUUGGGACAGUCCUCCAAAGCAGCAUCCCAGAUACUUGUCAAUGAAGGACUUUGACAAAAUGGUCAAAAGCAAUGCCCCAUUUGCUAGAAAAUUUGCAAAAGAUGAUCCCGUGUUAGACAAAAUUGACAAGGAGCUUCUUGGUCGAACAAACCGGUUCGCACCAGGGGCAUGGUGCAUUGGAAGCUCUGAAAAUGGAGCUGACCCUUGUUCUUUGCGUGGCAAUGACUCAGUCUUCAAUCCAGGUCCUGGAGCCCAGAGGCUACAAGAACUUUUCGGGACUCUCUUGUCCGAAGAUUUUCGGAAGAAGCAAUGUGCGUGAAUGAGGAUAAUGCCUUUGUUUCGUAAUUAAAGGCCAUAGUUUACUACUCAUAAGUGUACAUUAAUUGUCUUAUAGGUUAUAUUUAAUCACAUUGUCUCAUAUGUAAAGUGGCAGAGUUUUGUUUCCAGUAUGGUAAAACUGUACAUGAAAUUUAAAUCGCAAUUCCACUUUACAGUUUACAUC
Messenger RNA from Cannabis sativa, 2030 nucleotides. Its product is annotated as beta-glucuronosyltransferase GlcAT14A-like. The record is from RefSeq and is a predicted model, not a curated record. Gene Ontology annotation, cellular component: membrane. Gene Ontology annotation, molecular function: glucuronosyltransferase activity. The transcript has 5 exons. Bases 534 to 1847 code for a protein of 437 amino acids. Lineage: Eukaryota; Viridiplantae; Streptophyta; Magnoliopsida; Rosales; Cannabaceae.